GUACUUGCUCGUGCUGGCUAUGCAGCGAGGAGGUCUCCAAGGCUGGAUGGUAGAUGGAUCGGGCGCGAGAAAGACGUGGCAAAUCCCACGCAGCAGCACCCCGAUCAUCUCCAGACUGGACUUGGCGCAGACGUCUGAGCAGCCUGCAACCCUUCUUUUGGCAGCUGGCGAUGGCGGAGGCAUGGUUACAGUGUGGUCUCUGACUGUCGACGGUGCCUUGGCUUCGCCGAAGAACGGCCGCUGGUCCAAGGUGCCAAGUCGGAGAGCUUUGCCCAUCUCAGGCCUGCAGCUACUUCACAUCAAGCCAGCAAUGGUGGGCAUCCUGCGCUAUGGCGUGAUGGCCCCCCAGUGGCUGCUGAGCGCAUCGACGGAGAAGGAUGUCUAUGUGCUGGAUGCUCUUACCGGCUCCGUCAUGCACCAGGUCGAGGGCUUGCGGACCGAUGUUUGGGCGCUGAGAUGGCGUUAG
Messenger RNA from Symbiodinium pilosum, 466 nucleotides. The record is from the annotation of a GenBank genome assembly. Lineage: Eukaryota; Dinophyceae; Suessiales; Symbiodiniaceae.